ACUUCCAAACCGGCCAGUUAUUCGAUUACUAAUUGACAGUUCAGGUAAUAUAGUUGUUAGUGGAACAAAUAUUCCUAACGCUGGGCAAGUAUAUAUUCAAUCAUAUAGAGAUUCAUACUAAUGGUAGGAUCGUAGGAUAAUAAUCGAACGUUAGGUUGAAAUGAAAUCGGAACCGGCUGAAGUGGAAAUGGCGGCACGGCCGGAAGUGCAUUGGUUCGUUGAUGUUUCACCAAAAGGUGUGCUCGGUAGAAAUGACACCGGUACUUCGUGGGUCUUUCGAGGAACUUACAACAACCAACAAGUUGCCAUCAAACGAGUGGGAAUCGAUGAAGUAGAAGAGACGAAGGAGAACGUUUUGAUCAGCCAACUUGAGCACACAAAUGUCGUCAAACUGCUUCACGUGAAAGAAAACUUGUUCAAGUUUUUCACACUGGAACUGUGCGCUGCUUCUCUUCAAGGAUUUUUCGAUCAAGACUACAAUGGACCGAUGCCGACAGACGUUGAAGUUCUCUGCCAAUUGUCUAGUGGACUUGAUUACAUCCAUUCCAAGGGGUUCAUCUAUCGUAAAGUCAAACCGGAGAACAUGUUGAUAUCGUUGACGACCCCUGUCGUUAUGAAAUGGGCCGAUUUUGGUCUCAACCAAAUGUCCGAUUCGUCAACUGAGAGUUCCAGCAGUGAAUCUCUGUGCUGGAUGUCACCGGAAGUUCUCGCCUGUGCAGACGGAAUUUGCAUGGAUUCGAAAGAAAGCGAUAUUUUUUCAGCUGGAUGCGUUUAUUUUUAUUAUUUUACGCGUGCUCAUCCGUUUGGGAAAAAAUCAGUCGUCAAGAAGAACGUCAUGGAGGGCAACCCCAUCAGCGCUGAAAGACUUGCAAAUGAUCACUUUGCUAAGACUGUCAUUUCCAGAAUGAUUGCCAAAGAACCGGCACAAAGAAUCACUUUGGCGGAAGUAAUUGCUGGAUUGCAACCGAUUCCGCAGCAGCCAAGUCCACCAGUCGUGUCUCCACCCACUCCUCGGUACGUAACCGCUGACGACAUUACUCCAAUUUCGGCACUGGAACCGGGAGUGAAUUCCGGGACGAUUCGUGCCAGAGUUGUUUCAAAGUCAAAAAUAGGAAAUUGGAAAAAAAAUGCUGGAUUUGACAUGAAGUUUUUUACUGUGCUUCUCCGAGAUGACACUGGUGAAAUUAAAGCCCAGGCUUUUUCAAAAAAUUUCGAAAGGUUCUAUAACCAAUUUCAAGUUGGCAAAGAAUAUGCCAUCAAGCGAGCAACAUUAAAAGAAAACGCUUACGAUAAUACGAAAGAAUUAUCUUUGGGGAAGGCAACCACUGUACAAGAUCUUUAAAGUAACAGCGUUAGAUUUAAUUUUCACUGAGGACUCAAUUUUUAAUGGUUUUGAAAAGAUGUUAAUUUUCAAUGAACCGCAUUGUAGUUUAUACAGCUUAUAAUUACAAAAUUCC
Messenger RNA from Daphnia pulicaria, 1457 nucleotides. Its product is annotated as serine/threonine-protein kinase/endoribonuclease IRE1-like. Gene Ontology annotation, cellular component: IRE1-TRAF2-ASK1 complex. The transcript has 5 exons. Gene Ontology annotation, biological process: protein phosphorylation; IRE1-mediated unfolded protein response; intrinsic apoptotic signaling pathway in response to endoplasmic reticulum stress. NCBI's taxonomy places the organism in Eukaryota, Metazoa, Arthropoda, Branchiopoda, Diplostraca, Daphniidae. Gene Ontology annotation, molecular function: ATP binding; RNA endonuclease activity; protein serine/threonine kinase activity. The record is from RefSeq and is a predicted model, not a curated record. The coding region runs from base 161 to 1342 and encodes 393 amino acids.